AUGACUACUGGGCCUAAGCUCAAGUUUUGCCCGGAGAGCAAUGAUCUCCUAUAUCCAAAAGAAGAUCGAGAGCGCAGGAAGCUCGUCUACCAUUGCCGCAAUUGUGGCUACCAAGAAGAUGCAGAUCCUUCAAACUAUUGCGUGUACAGGAACGAGAUAACCCACACGAAUAAGGAGAGGACCGUCAUCCUGCAGGAUGUGCGGUCAGAUCCCACACUCCCCAGAACCAGGGAUGUGAUCUGCCCAAAGUGUGCCCACAACGAGGCUGUCUUCUUCUCUGCCAGCACAGAGGAAGGCAUGACGCUAUUCUUCAAUUGCUGCAAGUGCGGCCAUCGAUGGCGGGAUUAUGUCUGA
Messenger RNA from Coccomyxa subellipsoidea C-169, 354 nucleotides. RefSeq names its product DNA-directed RNA polymerase II, 14.5 kDa polypeptide. Gene Ontology annotation, biological process: transcription initiation at RNA polymerase II promoter; regulation of DNA-templated transcription; DNA-templated transcription. The transcript has 2 exons. Gene Ontology annotation, cellular component: RNA polymerase II, core complex. Gene Ontology annotation, molecular function: nucleic acid binding; zinc ion binding; DNA-directed RNA polymerase activity. The record is from RefSeq and is a predicted model, not a curated record. Lineage: Eukaryota; Viridiplantae; Chlorophyta; Trebouxiophyceae; Coccomyxaceae. The coding region runs from base 1 to 354 and encodes 117 amino acids.